AAAUCAUUUAGCCCUGCUGGACAUCAGUACCGUCACUGUAAUACGGUUGGUGGAGUUAUUAAGAAUUAAUUAAUGAAGUUAUUAAGAAUAUAUGAAAGAGUCACGAAUCCGGGUCCAAGCCCAGCUGCGCUCAGAAAGGCUCCACCAGUUCUGAGACCAUCUAAGUUUCCCUCAGAGCCAGGAAACCCUCCUGCCAGGGAAAUUAGUAUCAGAGGACCUGAGUGGACCCAGUAGCAACAUCAUGGAAUUGGAAAAGCUUUCAAAUGGCAUCCCUCUCCCUGAGCAUGUGACCACUGAACCUAGGUGUACAGAUGAAGAUGUGAUUGCUUUGCCAAGGUGUCAUGAUUCUGAAGCCACUCCAGAAGAACAUGAGGAGUUCCUACCUCAAAACCAGAGUCAGGUUAUUGAUUUUGUUGGAAAGACCUCUUUGGGAAUGUCCAUCUUCAACCUCAGUAAUACCAUCAUGGGUAGUGGAAUUCUGGGCUUAGCAUACGCCAUGGCCAACACUGGGAUCAUCCUCUUCGUGAUUCUGCUGACCAGUAUCGCCGCCUUGUCUGCUUACUCAAUUCACCUUCUCCUAAGAAGCGCCACUAUUGUGGGGAUCCCUGCCUAUGAACAGCUGGGCAAUCAAGCCUUUGGUGCUUGGGGGAAAGUGCUGGCAGCUUGUGUCAUCACCAUAUACAACAUCGGAUCCAUGUCUACCUACCUCUUCAUUGUGAAGUCUGAGCUGCCACUGGUUAUUGGAGCCUUUGUGGGAACCACAUCAACCUCCGGAGAGUGGUAUCUGAAAGGGGAUUACCUGAUCGUCAUUGCCAGCCUGAUAAUUAUCAUGCCUCUUGCUCUCAUGCGGCAGCUUGGAUACCUUGGGUACAGUAGUGUACUCUCCUUGACAUGUAUGGUGUUCUUCCUCAUCUCCGUAAUCUACAAAAAGUUUCAUGUCGGAUGUCUUGUAGAAGACCACAACCUGACCCAACCCUUAACAGUUAUGAUCAACAGCACCAGUGAAGACAAUGUGUGCGAGGCCAAACUCAUCACGUUUAACUCAAGGACAGCAUAUGCCAUUCCAAUUAUGGCGUUUGCCUUUGUCUGCCAGCCAGUGGUUCUGCCCAUCUACACGGAACUCCGGAAGCCGACGCAGAAGCGCAUGCAGAGAGUUGCUAACAUCUCCGUCUUAGCAAUGUUUGUCAUGUACCUUCUCACAGCUGCCUUUGGCUACCUCACCUUCUAUGAUAAUGUGCAGUCGGAGCUCCUCCAUACCUACAAGGGAGACAUUGCAGACAACCUGAUUGUCUGUGUGCGUUUGGCUGUGCUCAUGGCUGUGACCCUCACAGUGCCCGUGGUCAUCUUCCCCAUCCGGAGAGCCCUGCUUCAAAUCUUCUUUGCUGACAAGCCUUUCAGUUGGGUGCGGCACAUUGUAAUGCCAAUCGUCCUGUUGGUCUUUGUCAACAUCCUGGUCAUCUUGGUACCCAACAUCAAAGACAUCUUUGGAGUCAUUGGAGCCACAUCAGCGCCCACCCUGAUCUUCAUACUUCCAGGAAUAUUCUACAUAAGAAUUGUCCCUGAGAAUCUGGAACCACUGAACUCCAGACCAAAGAUUCAGGCUGCCUGUUUCGCAGCUGUAGGAUUCUUGCUUAUGGUUGUGAGCAUAUUCUCCAUCAUUAUGGACUGGGCGUCUGGAGAAAACCAAAACAUAGGUGGACACUAACACAUCACCAGCAGCCAAAGACAUGAAGGAAGGACAGCACAUCCCUACACUACUGGAAGACCAUUCUAAAUCAUGCACGUCUUUGGCUGUGAUAAGGGUGACAAGGGUAAUAAGGAUGUUAAAGAAUAGCAGAAGGAUGCAUCCUCCACAGUGAAACUGUCCAACCAAAAUGGCCAAAUCAACUGUUCUGGUAUCAGCAUUUUUAUCAGAAGCACAAUUUUAAGGAAAAUGUGGGAAGUUACAUAGCCCAGCGCUUGAAGCAUUCGCUUUUUGUUGCCUCUUAUAUCAAAUUGAGGCCACUACAAUCAUCACUUUGCAAGGCUCACGAUGAAUCCUGCAUGCUGAGGACGGUGAAGAAGGCAGGGCCAAACCUGGUCCUCCAGUUCCCCAUGUGUGCCAGGCCACAGGGACACGCCUCCAACCCGGAAGCAUGCUGUAACUUUUCUGCUUGGGUGGACAAGGGCAAAUAGCAAGGAGUGGCUUGGUAGGGGGAGUGGCUUGGAAUGGGGAGUGGCUUAGAAGGGGGAGUGACUAAGAGUGUCAGAGAUUCCAUUGGUCGAGGCUGUUCAUUCUCAUGACUUUGGAAACACAUGGAAGGGGUAACGUCGUUAAAUGCGGACAUAGUACUAGGCAAAAGAUGAAAGAUACUGUGAUUUUGACAAGCCGUAGGUGAUGGCAGAUAACUGUCAGUAGACUAUCCUUGGCCUCAUGUAUUAUGAAAAUUUGUUUUAAUUCACCCCUGUAAUUGUGUCAUUUCAUGUGUCAAUCAUUUCAUUUUCAUGCUCAACUUUUUACAGAAAUAAAGUAUUUUUUUUUCAAAAUUUUCAAAA
Molecule: messenger RNA, 2535 nt
Organism: Brienomyrus brachyistius
Lineage: Eukaryota; Metazoa; Chordata; Actinopteri; Osteoglossiformes; Mormyridae
Product: sodium-coupled neutral amino acid transporter 5-like
Exons: 16
Coding region: 242-1705 (487 amino acids)
Biological process (GO): serine transport; L-glutamine transport; glycine transport
Molecular function (GO): glycine transmembrane transporter activity; L-glutamine transmembrane transporter activity
Source: RefSeq, a predicted model, not a curated record